GCUGACAAGUGAUAUCUACAGCUAUGAACGGUAAGUUAUAUCCUUUGUCUGAUGCUUUCGUUAGCAAUCUCGGUAACUAUUUUGCUGUUCCAUUUUUAAUUUCUUUGACAAAGAUCUUCACCUUUGCACGUUGUCAAUCUUUCACUUCAUGAGUUGGGGACGAAUAAAAAGCGGCUGCAGACUUUCUUCCACAUGUUAGAUUGUGAAGCGAUGAUCACGUUAGGAGGGUCAAAAGUAGAGUACCGGAGGGGGAGGCUCAGAUUACUGAAUGUCAUUUCUCUUCUCUCAAGCCAAAUGAGUUUAUCAGCUGUGACAUCCCUCACACUACUAUGGUGAUAUAGUUACAAAUGACUACAAGUAAAACUAUUUUCGUGUGUUUUUUAUAUUUAUUAGUAAAUAUUCCGUUAACUUGCUUCAAUGGUAAAGGGAAAAAAGGGAGAAGGCUUUGUACAUUAAAAAAAAAUGAUCAUUCUAUUUGUCAGUAAGAGUCAGGAUAUUAGUAAUUGGUCUUUUAUCCGGUUUCGAAAGCUUGAGUAAUAAAUAUUGACACAAAAAUGUAGUUUAUCUUUAUUACACAUUAAAAAUGCUAAUAGGGAGGAGUGAAAGGAUGCAGCGAGUGAUUUAUUUUUCUUUCUAUUUUUUAUGUAUUUCAAGAAAUAUAUUAUUUAGAUCCGUUUUCGUAUCCCCAACUCCUUAAAUGUGCAUGAAAUUCUAUAGAUCCCCCUUUUUAUUUCAUGAUGCACUGGAGGUGUAAGCUGGGGAUCAGACAGGAUAGAGAGGAAGCUUGCUUUAUGGAAGAGAAAAUAAACAGUCAUACUUAACACGUUUGCAUAUCUUUUUAUUGUUAUAUUGGAAAAGAAAUUUCAUUAUCUCUCUUUUUUUUGUUGUUGCAAGUAAAAUAAAAAAGAACGGAGACUCCAUUAGUCGUUCCAAAGUGAUAACUAGUUCGCCUACGGCGAUGGGUGCAAGCGGUCACAACCCUGAUUUUUUUCAAAUGAGGGAUCACGUCUUUAACGACUAUCAUUUUUCCAGUUAUGCUGCCACUGAUACCUUUGUUACAGUGGUGCCGCGCUUUUCGAUGGGUCGCGUACCUUGUAUAGGUGGGCACUAUGGACCCUUUUCGCCUAACUCUCCUGUAGAAAUCCCUCUAUGGCUGGCGCUACACCUACGCCAGACAGACACAUGCACUAUCACUCUACCUUCUUACCUGCGUGUAGGCGAACUCAGCAACGUGGUUGCACGUGAGCGAAUUAGCGACAAUGCCUUCGAGCCUAUCCCAUUUCAUUUUUUUGAAAUAGCAAAAAAUCUAUGUGAAUUCGCUCACGAGGAUGUUCCGAAUGUAGCGGAAGUCCUUCGGUUAGUUCGUGAGCUUCAGUCCAUGCGGCAGCGCAAGCUUCAACAAAGCAUGUCGCUUUUUGAGGCCGAGGGCAGCGCUAUGUUUACUCCUGGUAUCAAACUAACACACAUCGCCUCCGCGGAGUUGCAUUACCUAAGGACCUCUUUUGCAGUGGUUCUGAAACAGGCCUGUGAGAUGGAACAGAAACGUUCGCGGACGUUGCGCAUGCUACCAGUGCCUGCCCUGCAACCCAAUAAUAUACAUGUGCAGUCUACCGCAGCCUCGACAGCCGCGGACGGGCUUCCUGAACACCGUGAGGGUGAUGUGCGAAGACCCUCCAUUUUUACUGCCCUUACCAUGGACUCAACGUCCACUAUGAUGGGCGGGGAUGCCGAUGGUUCCGCGUUCGAGCCCCAAGAUCCACGCAGCGUGGCUACACCGGCAGCGAGUAGUCUGAAUGUUCCUGAGGCGCCUCUAGGGCAGCCACCCGUUAAAAAGAGACGUACUUUGCGGCAAACUUAAAUGCAUCAGUUUGUUUGAAAUCAUUGGAAGGGUAGCAACCUCGAUGAGUUCCUCUUCCCAUUCGCUUCUCAAAUUAAAGCCGACAUUUUUACAGGAAAAAAAUUUUGAAUCUUUCUUGCAAGUGUAUGCUUAGGCUAAUAUAAAAUUACAAUAUGAUCUUGUAUGCUGUACUAAUUUCUCCCAAGACUUACAACAACAUUAGAUGGAAUGUGUUAAACUUUUUUCUCAUUAAAAUCUUUUCAAUUCUUCUCAAGUAGAUCUGGUCCCUCAAAAAUUCAUUUUUUUGUCAAUAUAGAAUGUGCGUGAUGGAAUAGACGCCAGGGAACUUAUUUUCUAAUAAUUCUGAAAGGGAAGAAUUCUAGAAGGGUCUUUUAAUAUUAUAUUCGUAUCAUUUCAAUUGCUUGCAUAGUUUUUUUCUUUCCUACUCUAAAAGCUAAGUAAAACCAUCAUAGCACCAAUGCUUAAUGAAUUACAUUAAUGUGCAAUUUCCAAAAACAACUCCUGCUCAGAGCUAUACUUCCGUGACAAAUAGCUCUAUCUGAGUGAAUUACUGUGCGGCGCAGUACAUUUUGCAUUUUUUAUCUCAAUGUGCCUGCAUACACUAAACAUUGAAAGUAGUUAGUGAGCUCAUGCUUCCGAUUGCUUUAUCGCUAACGCACGUAGCAUCCCACGUACAGUGUACUAUAGGCAGCACACUAUCUUGAUAUCAGAUGUACAUUUCAUCAAUGUGGCGAGGUAUUACCCGUUCAUUAAGAUUAACGCUAUUAGUGUUAUCUUACCUAGAAAUGUUUCUAUUAUAAAGGCAAUUUAUAACAA
Phytomonas sp. Hart1 is the source of this 2674-nucleotide messenger RNA. NCBI's taxonomy places the organism in Eukaryota, Euglenozoa, Kinetoplastea, Trypanosomatida, Trypanosomatidae. The record is from the annotation of a GenBank genome assembly.